AUGACUCAAAGGACGAGAGAGAUAGAACAGAUCCUGUCGCUUGACGUCCAUCCGUCCCGUGUGGUCUACGCUAACCCCUGCAAGAUCAGCUCACACAUUCGCUACGCCUCGCACGUUGGUGUUGACCUUAUGACCUUUGACGGCGUCCAUGAACUGGUCAAGAUCAAGAAACUGUUCCCCAAUGCCAGGCUCAUCUUGCGCAUCCACUCCGGCGGUGACAACACAGCACUACACAACUUUGACAAGAAAUUUGGCUGCCACCCAAGGGCGGCACGGGGGGUGCUCAACAGGGCCAAAAGGAUGGGACUCAAUGUGGUGGGGGUCAGGUGA
Messenger RNA from Aplysia californica (California sea hare), 330 nucleotides. RefSeq names its product ornithine decarboxylase-like. Lineage: Eukaryota; Metazoa; Mollusca; Gastropoda; Aplysiida; Aplysiidae. The coding region runs from base 1 to 330 and encodes 109 amino acids. Gene Ontology annotation, molecular function: ornithine decarboxylase activity. The record is from RefSeq and is a predicted model, not a curated record. Gene Ontology annotation, cellular component: cytoplasm. The transcript is spliced from 3 exons.